Molecule: messenger RNA, 2638 nt
Organism: Heteronotia binoei (common prickly gecko)
Lineage: Eukaryota; Metazoa; Chordata; Lepidosauria; Squamata; Gekkonidae
Gene: SLC35C1
Product: solute carrier family 35 member C1
Exons: 2
Coding region: 356-1468 (370 amino acids)
Biological process (GO): GDP-fucose import into Golgi lumen; protein O-linked glycosylation via fucose
Cellular component (GO): Golgi apparatus
Molecular function (GO): antiporter activity
Source: RefSeq, a predicted model, not a curated record
AGGACGAGCCUUUCCUCCCGGGGUGGUGGGCUAUGUUUGGCAGUCCCUAGCAAGCAGUGUCCGUAUUCCUUGAGGUUCUUCCCCAUCCCGACCCCAUGCAUGUUUUUUUUGGAAGCAUAUCCCAUUGACUGCAAUGGGCUUUGCAGCCAAGUAAAAGUCAGCUUCGGACCGCAGUUUCUUCUCUCACUCGCUGACCUUCCAGAUCCCGCAAGGAUCCGAAAGUGCUUUGUGCGUAUGUGCUUGCACAGCGUGAAAAUGGGAUCUUGCUUUGCAUGGCUGUGACCUCAGCGGCACACUGUGCUAUCGAGUAUUGGCAGGCAGCUUCCUGCUUCUCUGAUUUGCCUCCCUCUUUUCUAUGAUGAACAGGAUCCAGCUGAAGCGAUCGGGGAUCCUCAAGAUGGCCCUCAGCAGUUCAUCAGACCCCCUGCUCCAGCAGGAAGAGGGGGAGGUUGGAAGCAAGCAACCCUCCUUCCUGCUUAGGGCCGUGCGGAUCGCCGUGGUGGUCUCUCUGUACUGGUUCAUCUCCAUCACCAUGGUCUUCCUCAACAAGUACCUGUUGGGCAGCCCCUCACUGCGCCUCGAUGCCCCACUUUUUGUCACAUUCUACCAGUGCUUUGUCACUGUCCUCAUCUGUAAGGUGCUGAGCCUUCUGGCCUCCUGCUGCCCAUCAAACUACCUGGACUUCCCCUCCAUCCGCAUGGACCUCAAGGUGUCCCGCAGCGUCUUGCCCCUCUCAGUGGUCUUCAUUGGCAUGAUUACCUUCAACAACCUGUGUCUCAAAUAUGUUGGUGUGGCUUUCUAUAAUGUAGGUCGCUCCCUCACCACUGUCUUCAAUGUGCUGCUUUCUUACCUGCUGCUGAAGCAAACCACUUCCCUCUAUGCCCUUUUGGCCUGUGGGGUGAUCAUAGGUGGCUUCUGGCUUGGUAUAGAUCAAGAGGGAGCAGAAGGUACUUUGUCAUGGGCCGGCAUAAUCUUUGGAAUCCUGGCCAGUCUCUGUGUCUCACUGAAUGCUAUUUACACUAAAAAGGUUCUGCCUGCUGUGGAUGGCAGUAUCUGGCGUCUGACUUUCUAUAACAACAUCAAUGCCUGCGUCUUGUUCUUGCCAUUCAUGUUGCUCUCUGGUGAAUUUCAGACUCUAUACCACUUUGACAAGCUGGGAAGCCUCUAUUUCUGGGGCAUGAUGACCCUGAGUGGCCUGUUUGGAUUUGCCAUUGGUUAUGUGACAGGGCUCCAGAUAAAAUUUACUAGCCCUCUAACACAUAAUGUCUCUGGGACAGCCAAGGCAUGUGCCCAGACAGUACUAGCUGUCUGCUACUAUGAAGAAACCAAGAGCUUUUUAUGGUGGACUAGCAACAUGAUGGUUCUAGGUGGCUCCUUUGCCUACACAUGGGUGAAAGGGCUGGAAAUGAAGAAGGUCCAGCAAGAACCUGUUCCAAAAGCAAAUGAGAAAAAUGAGACUGGUGUUUAAAUUAACUUGCACUUCACUAUGUGCAUGUCUCAUCUCCCAGUGUGCAUGGAACUAAACCUCAUUGGAAAGAGACUGGAAGAAAUCCUGUGACCUCAAAGCAGUGGAAGCAGAGCCAAAGUCUUCCACACUUAAAGAGAGUUUGCUGCAGUAAUUAUGGUUAAAGGGGAAAGGGUGUGGUAUAUAGAAGGUGAGUUGGUGGUGGGAUGGCUAGCUCCAGUAAAGAUCUCUGUUUACCGAUGCACUUUUUAAAAUGGCUGUCAUCCCCUGUACGUCCUACCUAUGUGUAAUUGGUUUUUUCCUGUAAUAGAGAAAGGUGUAUUCUGUUCAAAGACCAAUGAACGUUAGAUAGGUUGUGGCUUUAAUCCAAUUUGGAGUAUGCUCUCUGUGUAGGUGCAUCUGUUUAGUACUUGGCAUCUUGCAAAAUGUACCGAGCAAUUCAGUGUAUUUAUCCUUAGAGCCAGUCUCUUGGCCAGUUAGAGACAUCCAAGUUUGGUUGUUGACUCCUCCAGCCCUUGUGGGGCAUAUUUAUAGUAAGAAACAUAAGGCCUUGUGUCAGUGAAUAGAAAUAGUCUAGAAGCACUCUCAUGCUUGAGUGUGCUUCUAGAGUGUAUGAGUUAAAUGAAUGCUGAAAAGCAUUUCAGUCAGUGGCAUUCUUUCCAGCAAGUUUAUUUGCAGGGGGAAAUCUUUCCACUUGGUUGCCUCACUCUAAUAGUUUUAAACAGAAAUGAAAGUCAGUAUAAGAAGAAACAGGCUUUGGAAUUUCCUCAAAGCUGGUUUCUUCAAACUCAUGGGCAAAUUCUAGCUCUAGCUGAAUAAUAUUGUGAUACGACCUUCUCACAACUCCAAGAUGAAGUGAUGAAGUUGGAGAUAUCAGUUGCUUAGAUGAUGAAUGUAGUAAUAUACAUUUAAGGAAGCUAAAAUGCCCCUUGUUCUCAGAGCAAAUGGUUUCUAGAUGGUUGGUUUUCACUGUCUCCUUUGCUGAGUGAACUGCUGUGGGUUCCAAGAGCCCAAAUCUGAUUGGGCCCCCUGCUUGCCACCUGGCUAUCUAUUUCAUCAGAGGGAGUAGAUUUUCUCUAACCCACCCCACCUCUGUCCUAAUUUUUUUUAACUGGGAAAUUAAUUUUGGCUUACAUUGCUGAUCUGUCACUAUUAAACUUUAAUGUAAAGUAU